Pogona vitticeps (central bearded dragon) is the source of this 2270-nucleotide messenger RNA. RefSeq names its product decapping mRNA 1A (gene DCP1A). Gene Ontology annotation, cellular component: P-body. Gene Ontology annotation, biological process: deadenylation-dependent decapping of nuclear-transcribed mRNA; positive regulation of catalytic activity; deadenylation-independent decapping of nuclear-transcribed mRNA. Gene Ontology annotation, molecular function: mRNA binding; enzyme activator activity. NCBI's taxonomy places the organism in Eukaryota, Metazoa, Chordata, Lepidosauria, Squamata, Agamidae. The record is from RefSeq and is a predicted model, not a curated record.
GGCCGCGGGAGAGUGUUGCGCGCGGCUGGUUUCAGCGCGGCUGCUUCUCGGGGGACUUCCCCCUCCUCGUCUUCCUUCCUUCCUUCCUUUCUCCGCCCCCGCCGCCGCCGCUACAGCUACCCUGAGAGCCCGAAUCCAAGAUGGAGUUGCUGAGUAAAGCGGGGCAGGAGAUGAGCCUGGCAGCCUUAAAGCAGCACGACCCCUACAUCACCAGCAUCGCCGACGUGACCGGCCAGGUGGCCCUUUACCGCUUCAGCCCCACGGCUAACGAGUGGGAGAAGACAGACAUAGAAGGUACCCUGUUUGUGUAUAAAAGGUCAGCUUCACCGCACCAUGGCUUUACAAUUGUGAAUCGACUGAACAUGCAUAAUUUGGUUGAGCCUGUAAACAAAGAUUUAGAGUUUCAGCUGCAUGAACCCUUUCUUCUGUACAGAAAUGCUAACUUGUCAAUUUACAGUAUCUGGUUCUAUGACAAGAAUGACUGCCAUCGGAUAGCAAAACUCAUGGCUAAAGUAGUACAAGAAGAAACUCAGAGAUCCCAACAAGUGUUGCAGGACCGAAGAACUGUCAGCAGGAUUAACGGUUGCACUGAUAUCCUAGAGAUGCUUAGCAAAGCAAAGGUUGAGUAUGAACGGAAUCAAAAUAGUGACUCAAUUUGUGGGACAUACCGACGUACAAACCCGGCAAAAACGGAAAACACCGAGACUUCAGAGCAUAGAUCAUCAGUCUUACAAAUGCAAGACCAUCCAUGCCAAUCUGUGCCUAAACAUCUAACAGUGGAAGAAUUAUUUGGAACUUCGUUACCAAAGGAACACUCAACAGUUCCGUAUUUGACUCCAGAGCGAACAGACAAAACUGACACUUCAUGCAGAGACCAGAGUUUGCUUUUACCUUUUUCAUUUGAGCAGUCAGCGGUGAUUAAUCAGCCUCUAGGGAAAGUGGAUGGGAUAAGCUUCAAAAUUAAUUCAUGUACGUUAUUGACACAAGAUUGUGUGCCACCCUUGGUAAUUGCCUCACCUUCUGAAGCAAACAAGGUUUCAAGUUACACUGCACAGUUAAGCCCUGUCCUUAAUUCAGCUGCAGCAACCGAAACUCCUUGUGUGCAAAUGCUUCAGAAUAUGAGUGGCAGCAGUAACAUGAUGCAGGUUAUGCAGCAGGCAUCCAAGCAAAUGUCUCCUCUUUUGAAUCAGUCAUCAUCUGAUAUGAACCAUGGUGCAUCAACUAAGACUCCUGCUCAAAAUCAGUUCUUAACACCUUUGUCUGUGACAAAUACUGGAGACUCUUCAAACAUGCCACUUCCAAAUACGGAUCUUCUUCAAAAACUCAGGUUGACCCCUCAACAUGACCAAAUGCAGCAGCUCCUUAACAAAACCCCUGCGGCAGCAAACGCUUCGUCUGCCACUGCCGCCAUUAGCCAGCUGGCAACACCAGAUUGUUUCAAGGAAUCCCACAUGAAGCAACAGGUUCUGGGUGGGAAAAAGAUUCCACCUGUUCAGGUUACCCAGCAAACCAAGGAGCUUGAAACAUUUCCACACCCCAAAACUUUGACAAAAGCAAGCCAAGUUGCUUCUUCACAGUUUGCUGCAACUACAACCACAGUGGUACCAUCUGUCCUGUUGUCACCAAGUGUGUUUCAACAGUCAGCUACAAAAUCCUCUGAAACUGAAAGCAAAGUCAGCUCCUCUUCUCCUCCUACCCUUGGAGCAGCAGAUGUUCAAGCAUUACCUCCUACAGUUCUCAGUAGAUCACAGCUUCAAGAAACUUUAAUACAUCUAAUAAAGAAUGAUGCAAAUUUUCUUAGUACACUUCAUGAAGUCUAUUUACAAGUCUUGACCAAGAAUAUGGACAGCAUCAAACUAUAGCCGAAGUGAACUCAACUCACUGACUGCCCACCUGCUUAAGGAACAAUAAUGUCUCUUCUCUAAAACUGUAAUCUUUUAAAAUACUGUUUUUAGUUUAUUAAAUAUUAUGUUUGGCCUCCAUGGAGGCCUUAUUUUUUAGAAGAAACUAUAUGAGUUAUGUCCUCAGAAUCGAUCUAGCUUUCACUGUGACCAGUCACCAGCAGUCUUUUAUUUCUGUUUGAGAAAAAAAUGCUCUCUAUGUUCAGGAGCACAUUAUUUUAGUGGUUUUAAGUAGCUUAGAAAAAAGUCUUUACACACCCAUCCAUAUACACAUGGAUGGAUGUGUAAAGACUUUUGAAUAAUUGUGGCAGAUGUGUUCUAAGAUGAUAUUUUGGCAUUAAAGCAAGAACAAUAAAAGUUGUGAAAAUA